UUCAUAAGGGUGGUAUCCGGGUAACUCUUUUUUUUCCCCAUUUUCAGGAGACGUUUAUUCUUAAAAAGAAGUUUAGUCUUUUAUUCCAGAGUGAAUGAGAAAGGAAACUCUUGUGUGUGAGCCCAGAGUCCUCAUUAGCACACUACAGUUGUCUCACAGGUCUUGUGAUGGAACAGGCAGAGCCUGAAAACGAUGCUCAAGAUGCUCCUCCCCUUCUUUCCUUCUCUACAAGUUAUCAUGCUGAUAGUUUAAUAGAAAAUCUUUGCAGCUUUUUCAAAUGGCUGUUCGUUUGUUUGAGGGUAAAGAACAUGCAUCUUCAUAUUGGAAGUACAGGAUAUCUCCUUCCGAGGAGCUCAUCAGCAAGAUAAUGCAGUUUCUUAUGAGCAAUUGUCUCGAUGGUCGAUUCACGUUGAAGAUGACGCACAGACUGUUUGAAGGGAAACAGCAUGCCUCCCUUUAUCAAAUGUAUCGUUUUGAUCCACCUGAUGAGAUAAAGGAGAUCAUUGUUCAAUAUCUGGACAGAAAGAAAGGACAACCCCAUGAGCUAGCUGUGGAUUUGGGAUGUGGAACAGGACAGAACUCUCGUCUGUGGGCACCACAUUUCCAGCAGGUGGUGGGCAUGGACAUCAGUGAGUCUCAGCUGAAGGAGGCAAGAGCCGUGCCGGGCUUUGCUAACCUUACCUACAGAGUGGGCACAGCAGAAGAAUUGCCAUUUCCGGAUGGCUCAGUAGACCUGCUGACGGCUGCAUCUGCAGCUCAUUGGUUUGACCCCGAGCGUUUUUUAAAGGAGGCCACGCGUGUCCUGAAGCCUCGUGGCUGCUUGGCUCUCUUUGGCUAUGGAGACAACUUUAAAUUCUACUAUGAUUCCUGUGGUGAUCGACUUAAUAACAUAUAUGAGGAUGUAAAAGAAGUACUGACACCCUUCACAAGCAAUAGGGUAGCUAUGGCCAACAAUAAGCUACACGAUUUAUAUGAAGCCAUACCCUUCCCAGAUAAAGAGAGGAUUGAAGUAAUUCCAGUAAAAAUACAAAAGACUAUCAAGGACACAGUUGGGCUUUUUGAGACAUUCUCUAUGUAUCAAGCCUAUCUGAGAGCACAGCCCAGUGCUGCAGUCGCUCUGUUAGAGACGGCAACAUCACGUUUUCUAAAGGAGAUGAAUGUGUCAUCAACAGAGGCCAAGCUUGAGUUAUGCAUGGACUACUUCUGUGUACUGGCGUGUAAACCUCACUGACACGUGAUACUACUAAAACACAUGACCCACCUUUACUCAGACCUCCAGUACUCCAGUCACCUUUGGUCCUUAGCUAAUUAUUUUUUUAUGAGAAGAUUUAUGUUAGUUUUUUUAAGAAGUUGUUAAAUCCGUACACUUUUUAUAAAUAAUUUACAGUUUUUUACGAUUGCUUACACACAAAAUCUUUUCAUGUCACACGAUUUUUGAAACCUCUCACUCAAAGUGCAAAACUACAUGCCAAAUCUUCAAAAAGCAUAAGCUAUUUCUCAGCCUUUGACUCAGUUUUCAAUUGCAUAAAACACUUUUUUCAAAACACUACACACAAUUGUCUACCUAAAACACAAAGAUCUAUGAGGAAGUGACUUGCUUUCCUUUUCCAAACACAACCAAUCAAAAUGCUACACUUAUUCACCAGGUCACACAGACACACUCCUCACAUGUGCAAACACUAAUUGCUUUACUGAUCACUUAAAAAUCACUGCUUUACUUUACAGUAGUAUAGAUAGGCCUAUAAAUAGGUCAAAGGUCAGAUUACCUGUUUUGGCAAUCUGCACCCCACCCCCCCUGCCAAUUCCUGGACCGGGACCCCACACACAAUUUAUUGUAUUCUACUGUAAAGAAUAUACUUUUGGUUUACAUGUUUAUAGUUUUGUUGUAUGCUAAUGUAUACAACAGUAAUGUUUGGACUAAUAAAUAUUUUCUGUUUCUACAUUGCAUUGGUGUUUCCGGUGUACUUGUUACCCCUCUCAGCAGAUUACUUUCACUGUAGAACAUUGUAUUGAAAUGUAGAUAAAAGCCCAUGAAAGACCAAAGAGCUUUAGAUUUUGAACAGCAGUGUUUAGAUGGUAUAUCCAAAAAUGAAUAAUUAUGAAGGAAGUGUUUGCCAUUUGAUGCAAAUGCUUGAUUCUGACGUGUGUUUGUGGCAUUUUGAAUGCAGUGUUGCAUUUUGAAGGAGAUGUGAGCUAUUUUGCAUUUUGUGUGUGCAGUUUUGAGAAUUGUGUGUAGAGUUUUGAAAAAAGGAGACUUAGUUUUGAAAACGUGUGUAAGCAAUUGGUAAAAACUGUAAUAGUGAAAAAAGUAUAAAUCAGUGCAUUAUUACAUUGCUUAAAGGGACAGUUCACCCAAAAAUAAAAAUGCUGUCAUCAUUUAUGUUGUUCUAAAGCUGAUUGAUUUUCUUUAUUCUGUUGAUGAACACAAAAGAAGAUAUUUAAAAAAAAUGAUGUACACUGUUGACGGUACCAACUGACUCCCAUUUGUUUUUUAUACCAUGAAAGACGAUGAGUACCGUCAACUAUGUGCUAAAAUAUCUUUUUUUGUGUUAAACAGAAUAAAGAAACUCAUACAGGAUUAGAACAACAUGAGGGUGAAGAAGUU
Molecule: messenger RNA, 2605 nt
Organism: Misgurnus anguillicaudatus (oriental weatherfish)
Lineage: Eukaryota; Metazoa; Chordata; Actinopteri; Cypriniformes; Cobitidae
Source: RefSeq, a predicted model, not a curated record